AUGCUGUCCAACAUUGUCAUCGCGUGCUGUGUGCUGAUCGGCGCGCUCAUCAAUUCGGCGCCGCUCGACGAGCUUCAGGCCGACAAAUUCUGCGAGAAGUUCCCGACGCUUCACAUGUGUCGCCUACGCGACGAGCUCACCGGCUCGCUAGUCGAAUUGCAAUAUCUGCUGCAAGACGGUCCCGAGAGUGUCACAGUGUUGUCCGGCGACGCGCCGCAACAAAUUCAGAAGCGCAAGUCGGCGUUCGUCCGAUUCGGCAAACGAUCGCCGCCGACCGAGGCCAUCGAUAUGGAGAAGCGCAAGUCGGCGUUCGUCCGCUUCGGACGAUCCGCGUCAAGCGAUCCAUUGGAUCUGGCCAAGAAGAGCCAAUACAUUCGAAUGCCGCCGAAAAUACGAUCCAUCGAUCCAGCGGAACCCGUUCGAAUUGUUGAGAUCGUUGGCGGAACGAACUCGUACUCGUCAUUGCGAAUGCCAAAUCUCAGCCGUCGUGAGCUCGAUAGUACCACUCAGGACCAACUCAAUUCGGGACCAAACUUGAUUGAAAUUGUUGAGGGACCAUACAAUUUUUUGGCUUACUUCCAAUAA
Molecule: messenger RNA, 585 nt
Organism: Caenorhabditis bovis
Lineage: Eukaryota; Metazoa; Nematoda; Chromadorea; Rhabditida; Rhabditidae
Source: the annotation of a GenBank genome assembly